AUGAACCUGGAGAAACAGAUGAACUCCCUCCCAGUUGACGCGGUAUGGGAGAUGGACCGUGUCUGGAAGUGGUUUGAUGAAGAACCGCAAUUACGUGUUGCCAUUAUUACGGGUGCUGGCAAAAAGGCCUUUUGUGCCGGAAUGGAUCUCAAGGAGCGCCAAUCUGGCUUCGAGCAAGGCGAUCUAAGUAUCCCGGGUCAAAACUUAUAUCCUCCCAACGGCUUUGCGGGGAUGACCCGGCGCGUGGGCAAGAAGCCAAUUAUCGCCGCUUGCAACGGUCAUGCUCACGGAGGUGGAUUUGAAAUUAUUCUCAACAGUGACAUCGUCAUUGCAUCCUCUAACGCGGAUUUUCGACUACCCGACGUCCUUCGCGGAACUGCAGCUCUCGAGGGAGCAUUUCCACGACUAUGUCGGAAUUUUACGUUACAGAGAGCUAUGUGGCUAGCGUUAACCGCACAUAAAUUAACAGCCCAGGAAGCUCUGGAUUGGGGUUUGGUUCAGAAGGUUGUGCCAAUUGAAGAAUUAAUCACUGAAACUGUCAAGGUAGCAAAAUUGAUUGCAAGUAUGAGUCCUGAUAGCGUUAUCGUGAGUCGGGCAGGUAUAAGACAGGCAUGGGAGACCAGCAGUGUCGAACAAGCUGCACGCUUGACCGUGGAGAGAUAUGGCAGCGCGUUGUUCGCUGGAGAAAAUGCCAACGAAGGGAUGCUAGCCUUUAAGGAGAGAAGAGCUCCGAAUUGGCUGCCUUCAAAGCUUUAA
Coccidioides posadasii C735 delta SOWgp is the source of this 756-nucleotide messenger RNA. RefSeq lists its product as uncharacterized. The record is from RefSeq and is a predicted model, not a curated record. Gene Ontology annotation, biological process: fatty acid beta-oxidation. Gene Ontology annotation, cellular component: mitochondrion. Gene Ontology annotation, molecular function: enoyl-CoA hydratase activity. Lineage: Eukaryota; Fungi; Ascomycota; Eurotiomycetes; Onygenales; Onygenaceae.